AUGGCGGACAGCGAGCUUGCGCCCAAGUUCGCCCCAUUCUUCGGAAUGUUCUGCAACCACCAUUCAUCCACCGUCCUCUCCCCAGACAACGGACAAACACUCGAGAAAACCAGCGCUGACGAAAUCUCAAAGAUGAUCUUUGGAUCAAUAGGAGCCGCAUACGGAACCGCGAAAGCAGGCAUCGGCAUCGCGGGAGUCGGAACCUUUCGACCAGAUCUCAUGAUGAAGUCUUUAAUUCCCGUGGUCAUGGCGGGUAUCAUUGCCGUCUACGGCCUGGUCGUCGCAGUGCUUAUUGCGGGUGACCUGGCUCCUCCGCCGCAGAAGACAUAUAGCCUGUUCUCCGGCGCCAUGCACCUCGCAGCAGGGCUAUCCGUUGGUCUAGCGGGACUCUCGGCCGGAUAUACCAUUGGCUUAGUUGGUGAUAUGGGCGUGCGAUCAUACAUGCAGCAGUCGCGGGUUUUCGUCGGGAUGGUGUUGAUAUUGAUUUUUGGUGAAGUAUUGGGUCUCUACGGGUAUGGCUCUCCUCGCCGUCCGACUCCCUCUUCUCAUACAGGCAGUCCCCUCCUUUUUAAACGAGACGGCAUGGAUGCAAACUGA
This is a messenger RNA of Paracoccidioides brasiliensis Pb18, 597 nucleotides long. Its product is annotated as V-type ATPase, C subunit. Gene Ontology annotation, biological process: proton transmembrane transport. Bases 1 to 597 code for a protein of 198 amino acids. The transcript has 6 exons. Gene Ontology annotation, cellular component: proton-transporting V-type ATPase, V0 domain. The record is from RefSeq and is a predicted model, not a curated record. Gene Ontology annotation, molecular function: proton-transporting ATPase activity, rotational mechanism.